UGUCCUGCCUGCAGUUAGGCAUACAUAUUUGCAUGUAUAUAUUUCCUGUAACAUCCUAGUAAGAAAAAAAAAAAUUCGUUCUUUUAUUAACUUUAAUCGAAGGUGUUUUUGCAAAGCGCUCGUCUGAUCGUUGUGCGCAUGCGCAUCACGCCAGGGAUUUGGGAGAGUCGACCACGUCUUCAGCACCAGAGAAUCCGAAUCUUUUUAGCCAGUCGGUUCGUUCGGACGAUUCGUUUCAAUGAACCGAUUCAUCACUCUAGCGUUCCGCGUGGAUUUUCCCAUCAUAACUUUCUUUCCUAUCACAACACUGUUGACUGGUUAUUAUUAGGUUAUGUAGCUGCAUGUUUUUCUUUUUACUGUCUUUAUUAACAGAACUCAAAAACUGCGUGGAAUUUUACUUUCUUUUUGCCCUUAAAUUGUUGUUCAGCGCUUUUUGUAAUCAAUAGCUGCGUCAAAUAUUAUAUUAAACGUUAUUACUAAUUACUUGACAUCAGUAAUAAUUAACAGCCGAUCAAAGAAUGCUAUUUCUUAACUGUAUUACUGAUAAAUUUAACAAUGAUUGUCGACUAUUAUGAAAUCACACAGCGAAUCGAUUCGUCCGAAUCUUUUAAAGGAACCUGUUCAUCAGAACGAGUCGUUCGUGAACCGGGCAUCGCAAUCAGCGUCGGAUAACGGGAUCUGCGAUCCGGCAGGGCGAUGGCUCGGACUCUACACCGGAACAAAAUAAAGCUGGACCCAGAGAGCCGCUGUCCUGCGAUGAACCGAGUUUAAGGACGUGACCGGAGCGGCGAGCGCGCGGGGUGACGUCACGGCUCCUCUCAUUGUCUCUAAAGCUGCUCGUUUUCAUCAAAUAAACCCGUUCCGACGCGUGCACGUGACUUCUGCGUCCUCCGUGCUCGUGGGUCGCGUUCAAAUCUAGCGUCAAACGCUGCUUGUUUCUCACCUAAGACGCGGGUUCGUGUCUGAAUCAGAUGUGAGCGAGUCUGCUGUGAUCAGAGGAUAGGGGUCUAGAACUCAUUCACGCGCUCAUAAACUACUCGUGUGUUGUGUUUGCGUGGCAUACUAGUUAUGCUGGAUGGUGUGUGUUGACGGACUUGCGGCUGGGGGUCAGAUUGCGUCCGGACACCCCAGCCAUCCCGCCCAGGGCCGUAGCUCCGCCGGACCCAGAGGUCAGGAGGGGCCCGAAGGUUUCCGGGGGCCCACGGCAAUUUCUUCAUUGUGCUUUUAGGAAGGCCCCAGAAGUCGGAGCGCGGGCCGUCCAUGCCGGUGUCCUGCUGCGGGACCGUCCAUCACGGCUCCUCUCCGAGGAGGAUCGUCCACAGGAAGCCGGGGAUCAGGACCUGUCUGAGUCAGCCGUGCUCUUCGGUCGGGCUGAGAAUGCUGCGGACCGCCUUCAGUCUGGAGGGAGUCGAGGAGCGAGACGAGGAGCAGGAGGACGAGGGAGAAGAUCUGCGGGACGGUGGCGUUCCCUUCAUUAUUAACAGGGGGGGUCUGCCCAUAAACCAGGAGACCUGGGAGCAGAUGUGGCGGCAUGUCGCCCGCAUCCACCCGGAGGGAGAAGUGGUGUCCAGGAGGAUACGGGGAACCGGGGACCUCCCCAAGAUUCCAGUACCAAGUGUGCCUACAUUCCAGCCCAGCAGCAGUGUUCCCCAGCGUCUGGAAGCCAUACAGCGAUACAUCAGGGACUUGCAAUACAAUCACACUGGAACACAGUUUUUCGAGAUCAAGAAGAGCAGGCCGCUCACAGCAUUGAUGGACAUUGCCAAGGAAAUGACAAGAGAGUCUCUACCAAUUAAAUGUUUGGAAGCCGUAAUCCUCGGAAUUUACCUCACCAACGGCAUGUCGACCGUCGAGCGGUUUCCUCUCAGCUUUAAAACACAGUUCUCAGGGAGUCAUUUUCGUCACAUUGUGCUGGGGGUCCACAGCGGCGGGCGCUUUGGUGCUCUGGGCAUCAGCCGGCGUGAGGACCUGAUGUACAAACCGCUGGAGUACAAAACACUCACGGACCUCCUUCAGGAGUUCCAGGUGGCCUAUCGGAGAUACUGGCACACACUGUGCAAGGUCAAGAUCGGUCAUUACGUGUCACACGACCCACACAGCGUGGAGCAGAUUGAGUGGAAGCAUUCGGUGCUGGAUGUGGACAAGCUGUCCAAAGACGAGCUGAGGAAAGAGUUAGAGAGACACACUCGGGAUAUGAGGUUGAAGAUUGGUAAAGCUGCUCCUCCAUCACCGUCUAAAGACAGGAAGAAGGAUAUGGGAUCUCCUCUGAGGAACCCCGGCAGCCCGAUGCGCAAGAACAGCCAAAGCGACAGACGGUCUUCAGUGGAGAAGCGGCCGGGGCCGGCGGGGCCCACGGGGCCCACGGCUGAUGUGAACGGAUACCAGAUCAGGGUCUGAGAGAUUCACGAGACAAAGACCGAAACGAGCAAGAAGAUGUGUGUUCACUGGAAGUAUCGUGCUACACCGAGGAUGUUCACUUAGAAGGGUAGACAUGAACACCUCCUCUAAUUGUUCAUUUAGUAGAAUAGCCACAUUAUGAACAAUGCAUCAUAUUUAUAUUCAAUUCUAUGCCUCAGCUGUUUGUGCUGUGAGCAACUUUUCAUGUUUAAUCUGUAAAUACAGUGCAAGUUAACCUUUAACUCUACUAGACACUGAGGUAGAGGAUAGCCUCUAGUCCAUUUAUUGGUGCCUUUGAUCAGUUUUUGGACUACAAUGACUUUCUGGCUCAGUAUUUUUCCUUGUUUUCCAGUAUAGUCUUAACAUUUCUAAAUCAUUCCAGAUCAAAACGGCUUAAUUUUGAAUCUUGUUUUCUGAAGGGAGAAAAAAAAAAAAAAAAAAAAAAAAAAAGUAUUCGUUCGAAACCAGACAAAUGUCUGUCACUGGGGUCAAAUAUUUAGUUUUCUAGUUUUGAGCAUCUAGUAAAUGUAUCUCGAUAAAAGAAUGUUUACAGACUUUUAAUGGAAAAAGAACGAAAAAAGAACAUUUUCAUGCUCUGAUUUAGUGUAGCUUUCCCUUUGAAUGCAGUUUAUUUUUCUAAGCGGGCUGACAAAUGUUUUAAACUCGCUUCAUUUUGGUGCAUUUUUCAGAAACAAGACUCGGCGUCCGUUUCUGAGUACAUUUCGAUACACGAUGUUUACGCUGGAAAAUGAGACAAAAAUAUAGAGGAGAAUCAUUUUUUAGCAGUGUUGUUAUAACAUCUAUGAUAAUAUGAGCGGUUCAUCACACUUCUCCAGUGAGUCAAAUGUUUGCUCUGCUUGUGUCUGACUCACUGGUGAAUCUGUCUGGUGUUCCUGAUUUACUCAAAUGGCCGCUUUAAUGGACCUGUGUGUAUGUAAAUGAUGUUAUGGGUCUGAUAUUACAGGAUUCAGUAGUUAUGAAUGCAGCCCUCGCCCUGUUGGUUUUUAGAUAUUUUUUAACUCUUGAAAGACUGGAUGCUUGAUUACACACAUCCGAGGUUUUUAAAGUCAAUGUGAAAUGGACUUGAAUUCAUGUUCCGGCUCUUAAAUAAUUCAGUAGGACAUAAACAUUUCACAAUCUUUCUUCAAAAUAGGACUAGCUCCUCCUCCUGAUGUCACUUUAUCAUCACGAUCCACUGUCAUGCAUUGAUUUCUCUGCUGAAUACCUCACAGUGUGUUGAUUGAGCAUCGUUUCAUGUUGACUUUAGGAGUAGCGAACCCGUAGAUGUGCUGUUUGAAGAACAGAUGUUCUCUUACAGUAGACAGACAUGUCACACACACACUAAAGCCAAACGCGCUUAUUGUGAGAUGCUACGAAGUAUGAUUUCUAGUGUGAUGCAGAAGACACUAAUGCUGGUGCUGUUAAAUGUUCUUCAUUAGAACUGCAUCCUGCCACAUGAUUAACUGUGUGUGAUUAACAGAUGUUGCUAUUGUUGAUUUUUCACUGACGUCACAGCACUGAAUGUCACUCACUGGCUCUUUUGUGACACUUGAAACUGAAAUGUACAAUAAAUACGCCUAUACGUUUUUUUUGUCAAACAAGAAAAA
Messenger RNA from Puntigrus tetrazona (Sumatra barb), 4004 nucleotides. RefSeq names its product vasohibin 1 (gene vash1). Gene Ontology annotation, biological process: regulation of angiogenesis. The record is from RefSeq and is a predicted model, not a curated record. Lineage: Eukaryota; Metazoa; Chordata; Actinopteri; Cypriniformes; Cyprinidae. The transcript is spliced from 7 exons. Bases 1261 to 2397 code for a protein of 378 amino acids. Gene Ontology annotation, cellular component: cytoplasm.